Molecule: messenger RNA, 3297 nt
Organism: Melozone crissalis (California towhee)
Lineage: Eukaryota; Metazoa; Chordata; Aves; Passeriformes; Passerellidae
Gene: DLG1
Product: discs large MAGUK scaffold protein 1
Exons: 24
Coding region: 514-3042 (842 amino acids)
Biological process (GO): neurotransmitter receptor localization to postsynaptic specialization membrane; chemical synaptic transmission
Cellular component (GO): neuron projection; postsynaptic density membrane; neuromuscular junction
Molecular function (GO): kinase binding
Source: RefSeq, a predicted model, not a curated record
GGGGAGAAAUACUUGUUUGCAACCAAAACUAUUUUUGAACAAACGCUUCAUUUUAGAAAUCCUAGCCAGCUAAGAAAAGCUGAAUUGAGAUUUUUUGCUGUAAAAUAAUUUUGUAUUGCAUUUCAUCAAAUGAUUCCCUGUGAUGCUCAUGUGUUAGGUAAUCCUGACAGAGGAGUAUUUGAAAUAGAAUACGAAGAGGUACUUAACUGGUAUGGAACAGGAUUUGACAUCUUUUGUGGAAUAUUUGCAAGGAUACAUUUAACUUUUUCAGACAUAGAUAACCAAAAUAGGUUAAGAAUUCUUCAUGAAAGUUAAAGCGUUUGUAUUUUAGCCUGCUGCUUUUUCUCCACGGUGUUUCUACCUCUGAAUGAAUCCAAAGGGAAAGCUGGCACUCACUCAGCUGUUUUGACUAUUAAAUAAGUGUGCUUUUUCUCAUUCUGUUGAGAUGGUGUUUAGCUGUGACUGAACAUAAACCUUUUAAAUGUUUGGAAAUAUACCUGCUAUGCUGAAAGGAUGGAUUGCUUAUGCAUUGUAACAACAAAGAAAUACCGCUAUCAGGAUGAAGACACACCCCCACAGGAGCACAGCUCUCCACACAUUGCCAAUGAGGUGACAGGUCCAGAGCUGGUUCAUGUAUCAGAGAAGAAUCUGUCCCAGAUUGAGAAUGUCCAUGGAUUUGUUUCCCAUUCUCAUAUUUCACCAGUAAAGCCCACAGAAGCUGUUCCUUCCUCUUCUCCCAUUGUCCCUGUGAUCCCUGUCCCACCAGUCCCUGCUGAGACCAUCCCAUCCACCAUACCACAGGCAAAUCCCCCUCCAGUGCUGGUGAAUACAGAUUCUUUGGAGACUUCAACAUAUGUCAAUGGCACUGAUGCAGAUUACGAGUAUGAAGAAAUUACUCUUGAAAGGGGAAAUUCAGGACUUGGCUUUAGCAUUGCAGGUGGUACAGAUAACCCACAUAUUGGGGAUGAUGCCAGUAUUUUCAUUACAAAAAUUAUAGCUGGAGGUGCAGCUGCACAGGAUGGAAGAUUACGGGUCAAUGAUUGUAUCCUGCGAGUAAACGAGGUGGAUGUUCGGGAUGUGACACACAGCAAAGCCGUGGAGGCACUGAAAGAAGCAGGAUCCAUUGUACGAUUGUAUGUCAAAAGGAGAAAACCAGUCACAGAAAAAAUAGUGGAAAUCAAACUUGUGAAAGGCCCCAAAGGUCUUGGUUUCAGUAUUGCUGGUGGUGUAGGAAAUCAGCAUAUACCUGGGGACAACAGCAUUUAUGUAACCAAAAUCAUCGAAGGUGGGGCAGCACACAAAGAUGGCAAACUUCAGAUUGGAGACAAACUUUUAGCUGUCAACAGUGUUUGCUUAGAAGAAGUUACUCAUGAAGAAGCAGUGACUGCCUUAAAAAACACAUCUGACUUUGUUUAUCUGAAGGUUGCAAAACCCACCAGCAUGUUCAUGAAUGACAGUUAUGCCCCUCCUGACAUCACAAACUCUUAUUCUCAGCCAGUGGAUAACCAUAUCAGCCCAUCUGCCUACCUGGGACAGUCCCUGCCCCCAGCAUCCCCAGGGAGAUACUCACCAGUUCCCAAGGGAAUGCUUGGAGAUGAUGAGAUCACCAGGGAGCCUAGAAAGGUUGUCCUACAUCGAGGAUCAACAGGUCUUGGUUUCAACAUUGUUGGAGGAGAAGAUGGAGAAGGAAUUUUCAUCUCUUUCAUCCUUGCAGGAGGGCCAGCUGACCUGAGUGGAGAGCUUAGGAAAGGAGAUCGUAUAAUUUCUGUAAAUGGAGUGGAUCUAAAAUCAGCAACCCAUGAACAGGCAGCAGCAGCCCUGAAGAACGCAGGCCAAGCAGUGACUAUUGUAGCUCAGUACCGUCCAGAAGAAUACAGUCGUUUUGAAGCUAAAAUCCAUGAUUUACGGGAGCAGAUGAUGAACAGUAGCAUUAGCUCAGGAUCAGGCUCUUUGCGAACCAGCCAGAAGAGAUCCCUCUAUGUCAGAGCUCUUUUUGAUUAUGACAAGACUAAAGACAGUGGCCUCCCAAGUCAAGGACUGAACUUCAAAUUUGGCGAUAUUCUCCACGUCAUUAAUGCUUCUGAUGAUGAAUGGUGGCAAGCACGGCAGGUAACUCCAGAUGGAGAAAGUGAUGAAAUUGGAGUUAUCCCAAGCAAACGGAGAGUUGAGAAAAAAGAACGAGCCCGUUUGAAGACAGUGAAAUUCAAUUCCAAAACAAGAGGAGAUAAAGGGUCAUUCAAUGACAAGCGUAAAAAGAACCUCUUUUCCCGAAAAUUUCCCUUCUACAAGAACAAGGACCAGAGUGAGCAGGAAACCAGUGAUAUUGACCAGCAUGUAACCUCUAAUGCCAGCGAUAGUGAAAGUAGUUACCUUAUCUUGAUUACAGAUGAGUACGGUUGUUCAAAAGGUGGCCAGGAGGAAUAUGUGUUGUCAUAUGAACCAGUCAAUCAACAAGAAGUCAGUUACACUCGACCUGUGAUUGUUUUGGGACCCAUGAAAGACAGAAUAAAUGAUGACCUGAUCUCAGAAUUUCCAGACAAAUUUGGGUCAUGUGUUCCACAUACUACUAGACCAAAACGAGAUUAUGAGGUGGAUGGACGUGAUUACCAUUUUGUCACUUCUCGAGAGCAAAUGGAGAAGGAUAUUCAGGAUCACAAAUUCAUUGAAGCUGGCCAGUACAAUAAUCACCUUUAUGGAACAAGCGUCCAAUCAGUGCGAGAAGUAGCAGAAAAGGGUAAACAUUGCAUUCUUGAUGUUUCUGGUAAUGCGAUCAAGAGGUUGCAGAUUGCCCAGCUGUACCCAAUCUCCAUUUUUAUUAAACCCAAAACAGUGGAAAAUAUCAUGGAAAUGAAUAAACGCUUAACGGAAGAGCAAGCCAAGAAGACAUUUGAGAGAGCCACGAAACUGGAGCAAGAAUUUACUGAACACUUCACAGCUAUUGUCCAGGGAGACACUCUGGAAGAAAUCUACAACCAAGUGAAACAGAUCAUAGAGGAACAGUCUGGUCCUUACAUCUGGGUUCCAGCAAAGGAAAAAUUAUGAAAACAGAUUUUUAUUUUUCAUUUUCUAACUGACAUCACCUACUACAUCUGACGACUCUUAAGCCCUUCCAGUGGAGCCUGCCUCUAGUUCUUUCCAGCGUGGUUCAUACCCUAACCAUCACAUUCUGCAGUUCCCAUAAUGCUUUACAUUUGGUGUCUCUCUUAGUUUAAAUAAUUUGUAUUAUUGUGUGUUGUUGGUUUGCCAUUUUUCGAACAUGACAGUGGAAUGGCCUGACCAGCUAUUAGUUUAGGGUGG